AUGGGCCCCUGUACCGCCUCCUCAUGCUGCUGCCAGGCCCGUAAUCUGCCAUGGGCCCCCGUACCGACUCCUCAUGCUGCUGCCAGGCCCGUAAUCUGUCAUGGGCCCCUGUACCGCCUCCUCAUGCUGCUGCCAGGUCCAGAGUGUCUCAUGGGUCCCUGUACGGCCUCCCAUUGCUGCUGUCUCCAUCGCCACACUCUGCCAUGUGCCACUUUCAGGUCCUCCUCACACUGCUGGUGGGUUCCAUUUUGUCAUAGGGUGCUGUAUGGCCUCCCAUUGCUGCUGCCUCCACCGCCACACUGUGGCUCCACACUCUGGUUUUGGCCCCGUGACUGCCCAAAUGAGUGAAGUGUGCGGUGAUUCUCUAAGAUCGACGGCACUCAUCUGCAUGUCAUACUGACUGACAGUAUUAUUUUCUCUUCCCCAGCAGACCCCAAGGGCAUUUAAAUUAAAGGUACAGUGUUCUGCACUAAUAUAA
Staurois parvus is the source of this 478-nucleotide messenger RNA. NCBI's taxonomy places the organism in Eukaryota, Metazoa, Chordata, Amphibia, Anura, Ranidae. The record is from the annotation of a GenBank genome assembly.